AUGAGACUGUCGUUGAGGCUGUGCAUUGCGAGUGUAAUCGUGCUUACACAGCUUGUCCAUGGAGCUUUAUGUUGGGGCAAGGAUGGUCAUUACACUGUCUGCAAAAUAGCCGAGGGAUACUUUGAGGAAGAGACUGUAGCUGCAGUGAAAAAACUUCUGCCUGAGUCAGCAGAAGGAGAUCUAGCAUCUGUUUGCUCAUGGCCUGAUGAGAUCAAACGAUUCUCGGAAUGGGACUGGACUAGCGCUUUGCACUACGUUAACACACCUGAUUACAGAUGCAACUACGAAUACUGUCGGGACUGCCACGACAGUCAUAAGCAAAAGGACGUAUGUGUGACAGGAGCAAUCUUCAAUUACACCAAGCAACUUAUGACAGCUUCUGAUAACUUGCACACUCUGGUCCACUCAUAUAACUUGACAGAGGCUCUCAUGUUCUUAUCACAUUAUAUGGGAGACAUCCAUCAGCCCUUGCAUACUGGUUUUCCUGGAGAUCUAGGUGGUAACACGAUAAUACUCAACUGGUACCAUAACCAAACAAAUUUGCACCGUGUGUGGGACAACAUGAUAAUUGAAACUGCUCUCAAAACAUACUACAAUUCAAGUCUUCCACUCAUGAUUCAAUCCCUUGAAGCCAAACUAACGAACCGCUGGUCACAUAAGGUUCAGUCGUGGGAGUCAUGUAAACAUAAACAAACGGCCUGUCCAAAUCAGUAUGCUUCGGAAAGCAUAAAACUUGCCUGCAAGUAUGCUUAUAGGAAUGCAACCCCAGGAACUACUUUAGGAGAUGAGUAUUUUCUCUCUCGGUUACCCGUUCUAGAGAAGAGACUUGCGCAAGGCGGGAUUCGGUUGGCGGCCACUCUUAACCGUAUAUUUUCUGCAAAACCAAAGCUCUCUAGUGCAUGA
Microthlaspi erraticum is the source of this 903-nucleotide messenger RNA. The record is from the annotation of a GenBank genome assembly. Lineage: Eukaryota; Viridiplantae; Streptophyta; Magnoliopsida; Brassicales; Brassicaceae.